AUGCCCGACUCACCUGCGGACGUCAAGACACAGUCCAGGUUGACCCCCCCUACCAUGCCGCCCCCACCCAGCACGCAAGGAGCACCCCGAAACAGCUCCUACACCCCCACCACAUUAACCAAUGGCAGCAGCCACUCUCCUACAGCGCUUAACGGCGCUCCAUCUCCUCCAAACGGCUACAGCAAUGGUCCUAGCUCCUCCUCCUCAUCCUCGCUGGCCAACCAGCAGCUGCCGCCGGCCUGCGGCGCCCGGCAGCUCAGCAAGCUCAAGCGCUUUCUCACAACUCUACAGCAGUUUGGCAAUGACAUCUCACCUGAAAUCGGCGAGCGAGUCCGCACAUUAGUGCUGGGACUAGUGAAUUCCACGCUAACCAUUGAAGAAUUUCACUCCAAGCUCCAAGAAGCCACCAACUUCCCUCUGCGACCUUUUGUCAUACCCUUCCUAAAGGCCAACCUGCCGCUCCUUCAGAGGGAGCUGCUGCACUGUGCAAGGCUGGCCAAGCAGAACCCAGCUCAAUACUUGGCCCAGCAUGAGCAGCUGCUCCUGGACACCAGCACCACCUCCCCAGUGGACUCCUCUGAACUCCUGCUGGACGUCAACGAGAAUGGCAAGAGAAGGACGCCAGACAGAACCAAAGAGAACGGCUUUGAGCGAGAUGGCGCCCUGCACCCGGAUGUUCACCCUAGCAAGCGGCCCUGCACCAUAAGCCCCGCCCAGCGCUUCAGCCCAUCCAAUGGGCUCUCCUACCAACCCAACGGCCUGCCCCACCCAGGCCCGCUCCCUCCGCAGCACUACAGGCUGGAUGACAUGGCCAUUGCCCAUCACUACCGGGACACCUACAGACACCCCGCCUCUAAUCAUCGGGAAAUCCGUGAGAGAGCCAGGCCUAUUGGUAUGCAUACAGGGACCAGGCAGGAGGAAGUGAUUGACCACAGGCUGACAGACAGAGAGUGGGCUGAGGAAUGGAAGCACCUUGACCAUCUGCUGAACUGUAUCAUGGACAUGGUGGAGAAGACAAGGCGCUCACUGACAGUACUGCGGCGGUGCCAGGAGGCCGACCGCGAAGAGCUCAACUACUGGAUCCGACGAUACAGCGACGCUGAAGAGCUGAAGAAGGGCACCACUAGUGGGCAGUCAAGACAGCAGAGCCCAGCAGCGCAGGAAAAUGUAACACCAGAAAUUCACAGGGAGCUGCUGCACCGGCCCGUGUCUGGCUACGUCCCUGAAGAGAUCUGGAAGAAAGCUGAAGAGGCUGUGAAUGAGGUGAAGCGACAGGCCGUGUCAGAGCUACAAAAGGCUGUGUCAGAGGCCGAGCGUAAGGCUCACGAGAUGAUCAGCAGCGAGCGGGCCAAAAUGGAGCAUACUGUAGCCGAGGCCAAGCGACAGGCUGCCCAGGACGCACUCUCCAUAAUCAACCAACAGGAGGACUCCAGCGAGAGCUGCUGGAACUGUGGCCGCAAAGCCAGUGAGACGUGCAGCGGCUGCAACACGGCACGCUACUGCGGCUCCUUCUGCCAGCAUAAGGACUGGGAGAAGCACCACCAUGUCUGUGGUCAGACCCUCCAGGCCCAGCAGCAGCAGCAGGCCAGCCAGCAGCAGGGAGGAGUCCCAGGGUCAGAGACCCCUGCUCCCAUCAGCUCCUCCGCCUGCACCCCGAGCAGCGGGACUGGGAGUCCGGCUGCUACCCCGCCUGCUGCUACUCCUCGCUCCUCCACUCCCAGCACUCCGUCCUCCUCUGCCCUGGAUGGCACACCGCGCUAAGAGACUCACACAGAGGAUGGAGGCAAAGGACACCCCUUAACCCCACAAACAGCAUGACUGUCUACAUUGCCUUGCAGAGAUACUAAGCUAACGUGGCUAACAGAGAGAGAUGGCAAUGCUUCUGUCUAUCUUGCAGCGUAGUCAUAGAAGGAGGAGGAGGUCCAUAAUCAGGUCAUAUUGACUUGCCAUGACUUUAAAGAAACACAAAGAUAUUCUUUGUUCUGAAUGAAUGAAUUUAAAUAUUGACAUCCUUUUAUCGUUACACUUGCUAUUCUUGUUGUCCGUUUGUCGUCGUGCCUGUUGCUGUUAAUGUUGUUGUCAUUGUAGCUUAUCUUAUUGUUUCCUGUAAAUAUUAAGAGACUGAGCAGAGAUAGCCGUGAACUUGAGACAAGUAUAUCUGACCUCCCUUUUUUUUAAACGUUUUUUUCCAUCCUCGAAUUAAUGCUUUUUGCCUUCCUUUACCUAAGACAUUAACCUCAUUUCACCAAACAGCAUACCAAGGGAACAUGACUAGCUAGCAGAAUGAGUGAAGUCAUCAAUACUAUUUGUAAAGAAAGAUAUUUGAUUGAAAUACCCUGACAGACAAACCAAUGGAUGGAUGGAUUAAAAACGUUUGCUGCCUGGAGAGAGGAGAGGGAUGGACUAAAUCUCUGGCCAACAGACAGCACGAAAUGGGCAGAUGUGCAGCAGAUUGCAAGCAGAGCCAGCUGUUCAACCAAUGUUACUUCCCUCUCACUUGUAAUAAUAUCCAGGUCAGUGGGCUGGGAAAUACAAAUCCGUCUCCCUGAAGGAUGUAAAAGGAAGAAUUCUUGGACAAGUUACAAAACUUUGCCCACUGCACAUGUGGAAGAUGCACUGACUACAAUUCGCACAUGCAUGCUCGGUGGGUCACAGAAGCUCUCAAACAGGAAGUGAAGUCAUCGUCCCACCGGCAAGACUGUCAUGUCGCCACAACAGCAGCCGCUAAGCCACGCAGAGCUAGAAAGUGUUGAGAACUCGGUAGGAUGCUCAUUCUGCGCCCCAGACGCUCCCCUCCUGUCUCAACUGUGAAAAACAUUUUCAUCUUUCUUCGUGUUCUCAUACUUUUUCUGUAGAUGUCAUGGUGUUUAAGACUUCUGUCCUGUGGUGUCACCAAUGGUUAUUUAUUGUAUAUGUGUUGGACAAUUGUGACAAUGCAUAGUACUUCAACCAGUCACAACUCUAUGUCGUUCAUAACUCUCUCUCUCUCUCUCUCUCUCUCUCUCUCUCUCUCUCUCU
Messenger RNA from Perca flavescens (yellow perch), 3018 nucleotides. It is a transcript of the gene runx1t1, whose product is annotated as RUNX1 partner transcriptional co-repressor 1. The record is from RefSeq and is a predicted model, not a curated record. Gene Ontology annotation, biological process: negative regulation of DNA-templated transcription; DNA-templated transcription. Gene Ontology annotation, molecular function: transcription corepressor activity. The transcript has 10 exons. Gene Ontology annotation, cellular component: nucleus. Bases 1 to 1761 code for a protein of 586 amino acids. NCBI's taxonomy places the organism in Eukaryota, Metazoa, Chordata, Actinopteri, Perciformes, Percidae.